Alnus glutinosa is the source of this 1419-nucleotide messenger RNA. Its product is annotated as isoeugenol synthase 1-like. The transcript is spliced from 5 exons. NCBI's taxonomy places the organism in Eukaryota, Viridiplantae, Streptophyta, Magnoliopsida, Fagales, Betulaceae. The coding region runs from base 135 to 1091 and encodes 318 amino acids. The record is from RefSeq and is a predicted model, not a curated record. Gene Ontology annotation, molecular function: oxidoreductase activity.
AGUAGGUGGUACAUCAUACAUGCACUAUAAAAACAACACAGAGUAAGGUAAUGUGGAGGGAGAGGAGAUCUAGCUAGCGAGCGCCAAUAAAAGGAAGAUAUAUAUAGAGAAAAGGAGAUCGAGGGGAAGCAUUAAUGGAGAAUGAGAAGAGCAAGAUCCUGAUAUUUGGGGGAACUGGGUACAUAGGGAACCACCUGGCCAGGGCAAGCUGCUUGUUGGGUCAUCCAACUUAUGUCUAUGCUCGUCCUCUCACCCCACAAACCACUCCAUCCAAACUGGAGCUCCACAAGGAGUUGCACUCCAUGGGCACUACCUUUGUCCUGGGAGAACUGGAGGAGCAUGAGAAGAUUGUGUCGGCACUUCGAGAGGUGGACAUAGUUAUCUCUGCACUGGCAUACCCUCAAGUUCUUGACCAACUCAAAAUCAUAGAUGCCAUCAAAGUUGCUGGUAAUAUCAAGAGGUUCCUUCCAUCAGAAUAUGGGUCUGAAGAGGACAGGAUAACUCCUCUACCCCCUUUCGAAGCAUUCCUAGAUAAAAAGAGAAAGAUCAGGAGGGUCGUUGAAGCAGCUGGGAUUCCUUACACUUUCGUGUCUGCAAAUUGCUGUGCUUCAUACUUUGUUAAUUACUUGCUUCAUCCACAUGAGAAAGGAGACGACAAUAUUGUCGUCUAUGGAAGUGGUGAAGCAAAGGCGGUGCUAAAUUAUGAAGAGGAUAUCGCUACGUACACAAUCAAAGUGGCAAAUGACCCAAGAACAUGCAACCGUGUUGUCAUUUAUCGACCCCCAAAAAACAUCUUGUCACAACUGGAGCUGAUAUCGCUUUGGGAGAAGAAGACCGGUCGAAGUUUCAAUAAGGUUUAUAUCUCGGAGGAAGAAAUAGUGAAGCUUUCUGAGACCCUACCACCUCCAAAGGACAUACCAGUGUCUAUCCUUCACAGCGUAUUUAUUAAAGGCCAGACAGUAUUUGAACUGAGGGAAGAUGACAUGGAGGCUUCAAGGCUAUAUCCGGAUCAUGAAUACACAACCAUCGAUCAACUUCUUGAUAUUUUUCUUGUUAAUCCCCCUAUGCCCGCAACUGCUGCGUUUGGAUGAUCGAGUUUGAAGAAAAUUAGCGAGAGAGAGAGAGAGAAUAAGUUCUUAGGGUUGUUCAUUGUUGAACACACAGAGAGAGAGAGAGAGAGAGAGAGAGAGAAUAAGUUCUUAGGGUUGUUCAUUGUUGAACACAGAGAGAGAGAGAGAAAGUUCUUGGGGUUGUUCAUUGUUGAACACAAAGAAUGGACUAUGUUCACUUUUAUUUCUCGUUUCUUAGUGGAAAUAUGAAGAUGUGUUAUAAUCUCUAAGGAAAAAUGCGAUCCAGUGGUCCUAAGGCUUCACUUUUUUUUUUUUUUUUUUAAUCAAGAAGAGGGAAGAAGUAGGAAAA